This is a messenger RNA of Eremomyces bilateralis CBS 781.70, 732 nucleotides long. RefSeq lists its product as uncharacterized. The record is from RefSeq and is a predicted model, not a curated record. Lineage: Eukaryota; Fungi; Ascomycota; Dothideomycetes; Eremomycetales; Eremomycetaceae. The transcript has a single exon. Bases 204 to 674 code for a protein of 156 amino acids.
CUUUCAACUUCCUCCCUCGGAAGUAUGCCGUGUGUGUGCGCUGCUUCGAUACCCCACUCGGACUAGCAGCUAGGGCGUCUUCGCGCGGGUUCCAGUGGCGCGUGGUCGCCGCGAUUGCGCCAUGAUGGUGUACCCGGCACGGGAGAAUGUGCGGUGUGCAUUUCUUGGAGGGGUUUGAGGACGGUUGAAGCGCGAGGGACGGCAUGGUUGGAGGUGGUGAGAAGAGAUAUCGGGACGCGUCCGGACGCGUCGUUGCGCGUCAAAGUGCUAAAGAUGGGAUGACGGGAUGCGAAAGGGAAUUGAUGGCGGAUCAAUUCCGAAAUGUGGUUCUAUGCCAGCGUGUAAGCUCAGUUGGUGUCUGCUAUAUAGAAUCUCCCUAUCAAUUGGUUGAACAUGUCCUGUCUUGCUCCGUAGAGAAGAGUAGUUUCUUCCUUGCCUCGCCUGGCCAAACCCAUAUAUUGGGGCCUUAUCGCCUUAGACCUGUAAUCAGAAUUGUAACUCCAAUAAUUAGCGCUCACUGCGAUCAAGUCGAAGCUGCGGAGAUCGAUAUUUCCGGUACGUACAUCGAAGUCUGCAGUGAAGAUCCUAUCUAUUCUCUCCAAUUUAUAAAUGCCUCAACGAUAAGAUCGCAGGAUUAUCGGCUUUUCAUCUGCACCCAGCCCCUCCUCACUUAGGAGCCACUAGUAGCCCAGCCCCCGCGCAGCAUACACUCUCCGCAGGAUGCCCAUUAAC